This is a messenger RNA of Recurvomyces mirabilis, 2529 nucleotides long. RefSeq lists its product as uncharacterized. Lineage: Eukaryota; Fungi; Ascomycota; Dothideomycetes; Mycosphaerellales; Teratosphaeriaceae. The record is from RefSeq and is a predicted model, not a curated record. The transcript has 2 exons. The coding region runs from base 1 to 2529 and encodes 842 amino acids.
AUGGCGUCCUCCCUCUACCAUCGGCUCGCCGACCCUCUCACCCAGGCCUCGACAGUCCCCAUCCUCCUCGUGCUAUUCUUGGUAGCCUGGUUCUUCUUCUCCUACACCGAUCUCAGCGUGGUCCGCAAGAUCCAAGGUGCUACUGGCCACUACGUGCAAUUCGCCUACUCCUGCUUCUUCAAGCCUCACACGGGUGAUGGUACUGGGAGCCAGCAAGAUGCUUUGGAAAGCUUCUACAAGUCCCAGGCCUCUAUCUACGAUGCUACGAGGUCCACACUGUUGCAAGGCAGAGAGGAUAUGCUGGCUCUCGUGGCAGCACAGGUCAAGCACAGGCGUACUACUGGACAAAGCCCACAAAAGCCCAUCUGGGUAGACAUUGGUGGCGGCACAGGCUGGAACAUUGAGCAGAUGGGCGCACAAAUCGAUGUACCCAAUUUCUUUCAUGCUGUCUACUUGGUCGACCUCAGCACUUCUCUGUGCGAAAUCGCUACAAAGCGAUUCGAACGUCUCGGCUGGAAGAACGUCCAUGUGGUCUGCGAAGAUGCUCGAGUCUUCCGCCUCAGCGACUACGAGGCUGGUGUUGACGACUCGAACCGCGACUUCUCCAUCGGACAGUCGAUCUACAACGAAGACGCACGUGACUCGGUCGGUGCCGAUCUUCUGACCAUGUCCUACAGCCUCAGUAUGAUCCCUGAAUUCCACUCGGCUGUCGACAGUGUUACGAACCUUCUGGCACCCAAUGGUAUCGUGGGUGUGAUCGACUUUUAUGUUCAGAAUGGUGUGGAAUUCUCGCAUCGCAACUACAUGGGUGGCGCCAUCGACAGGCACUGCAUGUGGAUCUCUCGUGUCUUCUGGAGGACCUGGUUCGAGCUUGACCGUGUCAAUCUGGAGUCGGCAAGACGUGAUUAUAUGGAGUACAAGUUCGGCACAAUCCUCAGCACCAACCGCCGCGCCAACGUCGUGGGCUUCAGAAUUCCGUACUACAUCUUCGUGGGCUGCACUAGACGCACUGGCUCGAUGUUGAAAGAGGUGGCACAACUGGACGCCGCUGUAACAGAAUCACCGUUCAUCUCCGCCCUCGACCUCCACAGCCAAACCCUCAACCCUCGCAAGCGUAGGAGCUCAAGCACCGAGCGCAGGAGCAAAGCCUUUGACACCGCGGUCGUGAACCUAUCCGCCAGUCUCCCACUCCCGGCAGCCUACUACCAGAACAACAAAACCCGCAUCUACUAUGACCAUACCCUUCCCAAACACACCCAGUUCAACGACGAGUACAUCUACGCCUUCACCUGGGAAGACAGCCGCACCGACGCCCGCCUCCUCAAGAUCACCGGCGACGAUGUCAUCCUUGCCAUCACCUCCGCAGGCGACAACAUCCUCUCCUACGCGCUCGAACGCCCCAAACGCAUCCACGCCGUCGAUCUCAACCCGGCUCAAAACCACCUUCUCGAACUAAAAGUCGCCUGUUUCCGUGCUCUGGAAUACCAAGACAUGUGGAAACUCUUCGGCGAGGGCAAACACGAGAAUUUUCAUAAACUGCUCAUCGAGGAACUGUCUCCUCAUCUUUCCAGUCAAGCCUUCGACUACUGGCUCCAUGUCGGUCCCAAGACGUUCGAUCGGAAGGGAAGCGGGUUCUACUACACCGGCGGCAGCCGUCACGCCCUCCAACUCAUCGCCUGGCUCGGCUCUCUCCUUGGAGUGAGGAACGAUAUGCGCCGACUCUGUGAAGUGCAAACGCUAGCGGAACAACGCGAGAUCUGGACGAAACGGGUCCGGAAAGUGCUCCUCUCGCAACUACUGGCUUACUUCGUCGUGGGGUCCGAGCGCUUCUUGUGGAAAGCUCUGGGUGUGCCGGGUGAGCAGCGGGCCAUGAUCGAGGAGGAUUAUAAGCGGGAGAAUAGCGAUCGGGCGCCCAGGAGUGCGGAGGAGAAGACUUCGGGCACUGGACGGCCUGGGGAGGUCGGUGCGACGAAGAGUGGACAGGCGAUUUGGAAUUAUGGGGUGCAGACUUUGGAUCCGGUGGCGAGUGAUACGUUGUUGAGUCUUGAUAACCAUUACUACUUGGUCUGCUUGUUGGGCCACUACACCCGCCGCUGCCACCCGGACUACCUCACCCCGAAAGCCCACCUCAAACUCUCCACCGAAGGCGCCUUGGAAAAUCUCCGCAUCCACACCGACGAGCUCGCCGAAGUCUUCGCCCGCAUGCAGCCCGAGGCCCUCACCAUUGCCGUCCUGAUGGACAGUAUGGACUGGUUCACUCCCAGCGGGCCCGAAGCCGAAGCCCAAGUUCUCGCCGUCAAUCGCGCGUUGAAGAUUGGGGGACGGGUGUUGAUUAGAUCUUCCGGAUUGAUGCCUUGGUAUAUGCGGGUUUUUGAGGAGAAUGGGUUCAGUCCGAAGAGAGUGGCGGCCAGGGUGCCGCCGGGGACUUGUACGGAUCGGGUUAAUAUGUAUGCUAGUACGUGGAUUUGUACGAAGGUGGCGGGGGUUGCUGCUGAGGUGUUUGAGGGUGAAGGGGGAAAGGAGGGGUAG